Molecule: messenger RNA, 4538 nt
Organism: Anguilla anguilla (European eel)
Lineage: Eukaryota; Metazoa; Chordata; Actinopteri; Anguilliformes; Anguillidae
Product: proline and serine-rich protein 2
Exons: 4
Coding region: 647-2563 (638 amino acids)
Source: RefSeq, a predicted model, not a curated record
UGCGCACCAGGGCAGCCCUUGUGCAUUCUGUAAGGUGAACGUCAGAUACAUGACUUUUCAGAAAGGGCUAUAUAAAAAAGGGCUAACUGUCAUUAGAAAAAUUGAGGUUGAAAAAAAGUAGCCGUCUGCUAUGCUGAAUGCAGUGUGCGCAGUCAGGGGCACAGCAAGGUCUAGCCCGGAGUCAGAAGUCGAGGUUUGACAAGGGAGGGGACGCGCCUCUGUGCGCUUGCGUUGAGAGGAAAAAAUUAUAGACGUUAGCUCUCAUUCAAGUUAGGGACUCAUACCCUUGGGCUGCUGAGAUUGGAACUAGGACAUUGGGCCAUUGUGACCAGAAAGAUGGACUAAAGGGAAAUAAAUUUUCCGCUUUACGAUUUAUUGGCUAAUGUGCUACUUGUGUCAGCGAUCAAACGGAACAUAAUGCAGUUUGCGAACUUACUUUAAAUAACAGUACAUGUAUAUUAACAUCUGCGAGAGUGAAUUCCCUACGUAUUGCCUUCAUAACGGCCUUUAGUUCUGGAAAACAUAUGCGAUGACUACAAGCCCUGAGGAUGGAUGUUUACUCGCACUGAGAGAAGACGGACGCUGGAAACGGGGGAUUACUCGUAAAAUGCCAAGAAGUUGUGCGCUCUAGCCUCGUCAGAGAUUGAUGGAUUUUCAUAUGCCGUCCGAUCCCCGUCUCCACUUUGGACUCAAUGGGAGUCAGGAGAGCUCCAGAAGAAACUCACAGAACCGCAGGCCUUUCGAGGAUGAGGACGAGGCCCUGAAGUUCCUGAGCCUAGAGGAGAAGGAGUGUAUCUUGUUCUUCGAGGAAACGAUUGGCUCUCUGGACGAUGAUUCGGAGCCCCCCGGGCGGGGCCUUUCCUCAGGGAGCAGCACCUCGGUGGACGGUCACUCUGCCACGCCCAGUCCCGUCCCAGUCCCGGUCUCGGCCGCGGGCGCUCAGAGGUCCCCCAGCCCCAAAGAGCAGGACAUCAUCGAUCUGGUCCUGAACCAGCCCGUCCAGUCUGAGCCUCGGGACGUCCCGUUCAACCCAGCCAUCCCAGAUUUUCGGAGUGUGUCCGUAAACCCGGAGUCCCAUUUUGAGAUCAAAGCGAAACGAGAGUCGAGGGAGAACUUCCCCCCCGAAUUUCACCUCCUCGCUCCCCCCCCAGCCCCUCCCGCCCCCGGCGAGGACGGUUUCAGCCACAGCCUGUACCAGCCCGCCGGGUCCAUCCCCACCCCCGUGGUCAUCGCCCAAAAAAUCGCCGAGCACAAGGGGGGCGGGUCCAUCCUCACGGCCUCCUCCAUCUUGUCCCGCAGGAGGAGCACCGAGUCUCAGAGUUCUCCCCCCGAGAGCCCGGUCAGACAGGGCCCUCCCACUUUGGCCAAGCCCACCCGCUACCCGGACAACAUCAGCUUCAUGUUGGGCAACAGCAAGGACUACGGCAAGACCAUCGCCAAGGCGGCCGUCAACGUCAACGAGCGCCGGGCGAAGGUCCUGGCCAACCUGACCGGGGCGUCCCACUCGCCCGAGCCGGAGGAGAGCCUGGCGCGGAACGCUCCGAACCGGAGCUACUCCUUCCAGGACCCGGCGCCGGACAAGUCCAGGAUGGAGGCCCUCUCCAAACUGGGCCUGGUCCACAAGCGGAGUUUGCCCGGCGGGCAGUCCAGGGUCGUCGGCAGUCCCGCGCCGCAGUCCACGGCCAAUCCCGAAACGUCCUCCAGCGACGUUUGCGACUAUGGCAGCGCCGCCGCCACCCCUGCGCCCGACUUCAACAGCUUUGGAGGAAAAAGCAAAGUGGUGAAUCCUUCAGUGAUGUUACAAAAUAAGAUGGACGCCAACUCUCACCACGUCACUGCCAGUGAAGCCAGGCCCGCUCCAGUGUCACAGCGCUCUUUUGACAAUGGCCCUCCAGUCGACUAUAACAGCUAUGGAGGCAAAACCAUAAUCAUGAAUCCCUCAGUGGGGUCUCAGCACCACAGCAGCUAUGAGAGUGGGCCUCACAGUACCACAGCAGCACGGACUGAAGCUUCUCACAGUGACUUCAGCAGCAGCGGAGGAAAAACCAGAGCGAUGACUCCAGCACCCGCUUCAACAGCCAAGAUCGAGACCUCCUCAGAGAGCUUCGCCCCGCACGACAACAAGGCCAGGCCAGCGGCUGCCUGGGCGCCGCCCUCGCACAAGGCCGAGCCGUUCCCUGGCGACGGCAGCUCGGCGGCGAACCUCAACAGCUACGGCGGGAAGAGCAAAGUGGUGACCCCGUCGCACGCGUCCGGCCCCAAGCCCGAGGUCGCCGCGAGCAGCCAACGUCCGACGGCUGCCCAGCCGGGCGUGGCCACGAGGCCGCACUCCUACAGGGUGGAGCCCCGGGCCGCCGAGGCCCCGAGACCGCCGCGGCAGGAGGCCGCCGCCCACAGCUCCCGCGGGGGGGGCGGCGCGCCGCCCGAGGCCCGGCGGAGGGCCGUCUCCAAGCCGUCGCUCUUUCACCAGGGCGUCACGGUGCAGUUCUCGGGCCGGGGGGCCACCGACGAGUCCCGCCGAGAGGCCCUGCGGAAACUGGGCCUGCUGAAGAACACGCCCUGACUCCGCCCCUUUCGCCCGUCCGUCUCCUCCACUGGGCUCAGACGCCACCAGGCCCUGCCCCCCUUUCCUCCCUUUUACCUUUGUGCUGAACCAAUGGGGACGCAGCUGUGGCCGGGAGGAGGGACGAGCAGUCUGAGGAGCUGAAGCUGAAGCUGUGGAGGAGCAGUUGGGUCUGGGCAGAGCUAGGGGCUUCUGCUAAUCCUGGUUGGGGGUGGGUUUAUUAGUAGGGAAUUCUGUUCCAUAAGACUUCGUACCACAGGAGACAUGCGAGAUCGGCGCAUUCUUCUGGAAUUCAUCGUUUAUGCAUGUCAGGGGAGCAGAGCCGUGCCUAGACUUUUGGGGCUCCUAGGCAAAACAAUAAUAAUGAUUUGGGGGCCCCUCCAAAACACUGGCACCCUUCUGACUCUUCUGCUUGGAAACCAACCAAUGGAACUCAAAGGAAGGCAAGAAGGCGGGGCCCUAGGUGAGAAGGCGGGGCCCCAGGCGCAGUGCCUGAUCUGCCUGGUGGGAGGGACGGCUAUUCUGGGGAGGGUUCGGGCCAGGGAGUCCCCGGGUGAAGAUGAGUUAGUCGACAGAUGUUGCAGGGAGCCAGCAGACAUGGUUCAGUGACUUCUCUGCAGUAAACACUGACAGGCUUUCCGUCCAGACUCCAUCCUCUAACCUGGAGCAAACACCGAUGCUUUCGAUCAUCGCUUCCGCAUACCUUUCACCUCAAAGGUUUUAUUUGUGACAGCAGGGACAUGUUAUAAGCAGCAGCUGUCUGGUAUUGGAGAGAGGGGAUAGUUCUGAAAGGCAGUUACAGAUAAUUAAUGUGAACCCCGAAUCGUUAUUACCAGAGAUGUGGAGGCCCAGUGACUCACUUUAUAUUAUUUUAUGUUAUUUAUGCAUUUGGACAAUGGUGGACAAUGUUACGGUAUGGACUGUCUGUAACUGCAUAAUAAUGCAUGACCGUGCUGCUUUCGUGAAUUAUUGAUGAUAACAGGGUCCAUAGCACUUGCAGUGCAGUUUUUUUCACACAAACUGUUAUCAUGGAAUUAGAUAUGUUUACAGUCUCUUUGUGUAUUGCCUUUAAAUGUUUAGAUGUAGAUAUACAUAUUCUAUACUUGGAAAUUAGCUCUGCUUUAGAUUUUUAAUGAAAAUGAUGAUGGAUACAUUUUCAAAAUAUGUGGAUUGUCUAUAACCUUAUAUAAAUUAUACAUGAAUUGCAUUGUAUGCGUGAAAUCUCCACAAUAUAGCUCUACUAAGGUAGUCGAAUAGGACAAGUGUGUGAGAAGCUAACUGGUAAACAAACGGCUUCUUUAGCAGGUGAACCCCCUUUAUUAACACCAGCUCAAUUUAAAACAGUGUAGAUAGCAGAAGGUAUGAAGAAAUCUACUUUUGGAUCACAUUUAAGUGAAUGUGGGUUUGUGAAAACAAGAGUGGCUCAGAUCCUGGAUUAACGAGGAAAAUUUCAGUCCAACUUCUCUGCCGGGCAGAUUUGUAUUUUUAAAUCUGAUGAACGUGCCUCCCACAGAAAACCACAAGCUAGACGCUGGUUUCUGCGAGAGAUGUUUUUCCUGUUGUUUUUUUGUGUUUAAAUACAAUCCACAGUAGCUCACUGCAGUCAUAGGAUGGUGUGUAUAGCCUCUUAAACCCAAAUAAUCACUAUAAAUAUCCAGGUGUUCAUGGAUAUUUACAGUGAGUAUUCAUGUUUUUUGGAGGCUACACACAAACAUAUGUAUGUACACACACAUCUAGAGAAUGGGGACUCAAGAAAUUUGGGAUCUUCAGGUUUAGCUGUGCUUUUUCUCUGUUCUGGUUAAGUAUGUGAACCCUUGUAAACCCUGCAGUGCUGCCUAGUAUAUGGUCUAAUGAAUCCUCAACAGUAUUGGUGUGGAGAUCCUCUGUGUGUUACCACUGUGUGUGUGUGAGUGGUUGUAUGUGUGUGUGUGUGUGUGUGUGAGUGUGUGUGCACGUGUGCGUGUGUGUAUGUGUG